AUGGCAGCUAAGGAAAUAGGUAGAAUGAUAGGAACAUUCAGUGGUAAAGCAGAAGAACUAGAUACUUUCGUUAUCGAGAUGGAUCAGUACCACAGCCGAUAUGGAGCUACUAGGGAUCAAAGCUUAAAUGAAUACGUAUAUUUUACGAUAAAAAGCAAAUUAUUAGAGAAAGCUAGAGAUUUUGUUAGAAGUCGACCAGACUUGAGAAAUUGGUCCGAACUAAGAACCGCUCUUACGGAACAAUUCGGAGAUAGGACAAACCGCGAAAUAUUGACAAACGAAUUCCAAUUAACACGAAGACAACAUAAUGAAGACAUGUUGAGUUUCCUUAAUAGAAUCAGGAAAUUGAAGGCUAGAAUAGACCUUAAGAUACAAACAGAUCCUUUAAUGGGGAUAAUGAAAGAUGUGGCAAGAGGUUAUGCAGAAAGCAUGGCGAUCAUGAUAUUGAAAUCAAACGCACCAUCAGAACUAGAGCUAAGACUUGGCAAACCGACAACGUUGAAUGAAGCCGCGAAUAUAAUCACAGAAUAUCUGAUUCACGAGAAACAGAUUAGUAGCCUGCGAGGAGUUAAUACACAGACGUAUAGAAAACCAAUUUUACCACCCCGACCAAUACAAGGAAAGCCACAUGUAAAUAACAGCCGUCAUUUUGGAAUCCUGUAA
This is a messenger RNA of Cephus cinctus (wheat stem sawfly), 663 nucleotides long. RefSeq lists its product as uncharacterized. The record is from RefSeq and is a predicted model, not a curated record. NCBI's taxonomy places the organism in Eukaryota, Metazoa, Arthropoda, Insecta, Hymenoptera, Cephidae. Bases 1 to 663 code for a protein of 220 amino acids. The transcript has a single exon.